This is a messenger RNA of Bactrocera tryoni, 2935 nucleotides long. RefSeq lists its product as uncharacterized. The record is from RefSeq and is a predicted model, not a curated record. Bases 1 to 2472 code for a protein of 823 amino acids. The transcript is spliced from 8 exons. Lineage: Eukaryota; Metazoa; Arthropoda; Insecta; Diptera; Tephritidae.
AUGGAUUCAGAUAAGGUAGAAAGCGAGUCUUAUAAAGAGAAAUUUAAAGAAAAAAAUGAUUUUUUUAAUAAUUUACUUCAGCCGAAAACUGAAACUAGUUCACUUGUAGAAGAUACUGAAGAAGAAAUACAAAUUAAUAAGUUUUUAGAUUUCAUAAAAGUUUCUUGUAAAGUAAAUAAUGUUGUAUCUAUACAAACUAAUCAACAAAGACAUUUGACGUGUAAUACAUCAGAAAAUUAUCACUCAGAUCUCCCGAAAGAUGAACUGAAUUUUGAAAAAAUGGUGGAUAAAGAGAUCUUUGAAGGCAUUUUAGGGCAAAGAUUUGAAAAUAAAAUAAUGAAACCAAAUAUUAUACAAGAUAGCGAAGUCUCCAUGAGCGGAAUUGAUGAUAACAAACUUUCCCAAAGGCGAAGUACUGUUGGAUUGGCUAUUGGAUCAUUUUCUCGGCGUAGUUUCAAGAAAUUGGAUAGCGGAUUAAAAAAGGAAGAAAGUGUGCAAACAAAACUAUAUAAGAAAUUAGACUAUGUUAUUAAUGAAGGAAUGGCGGACUCUGUUCUAUCAUUUAUUUGCCCAAUACCAGUACCAGCUUCUUUUCCUAAUCAAUUAAAACAUAAACAAACAAAUAAAAAGGAAUCUAUUAAUGCUAGACAAAUUCUUUUGGAGAAUACAGAUUCUGUAAAAGUGAAUAAUAACGGAAAAAUUAAUGAAAUUGAAAAUGUUAAUGACAGAAAGGGUUUAAAUUGUGAAACUUAUCCGAACGACGCAAAGCCAAUGAGAAAGUUAAAAAAUACAGGAGAUACUAAAGAACCUGAGAUUGUUAUCCAUGUAUGCGAUGAGGUAAAAAAUACUACAAGAGAUUUUAGCUGCUCACAACGGUUAUUGGUGAAUAAAAUGGGAUACUUCGCAGAGGUAACAGCUGGACAAAAGCUCGACGAAAUGGACAUUUCGGUGCAUUGCGAUAUACAAAUAUUCGAUUGGUUAAUAAAAUGGAUGAAAUUAACGGAUUUCGUUGAAUCAUCAGGUUGUAAGAAACCCACAAUUGAAGGCUCAGAGGAUAUGCCACGAUUGGAUGCUAACAAUGUAAUUCCUAUAUUGGUAUCUGCCGGAUUUUUGCAAAUGGAGCCUCUAAUGGUUGAAUGCCUAUCGUUUUGUCAUGCUCGGUUGUGUGAUGUAGUACGUUGUUCUUUAAAUCUCUCCUGUUUGAAUGAUUCAAUAAUUACACGGUUAGCUGCUAUGUUUACCAAUUUGGAAUUGGAAAUGGUGCGAGACAAAAAAGAACGUUUAGUACCCCGUUUGUGGAUAAAGCUUAUUCAAAGCCUUUGUGAGCCUGAGCCAGAGGCACUGCGAGGGCACUCCUAUAGUUUAGCUGGGUUGUUUCGAUGUUCAAGAUGUGGUGAACAUCUUACAAACACAAUUAAAUCUUACAUUCCCUGUCAACCUAACAACACACGAUUAACCCGAUGGGGUCAACUGACGAGUUGUCACGUGCGCGACAACCUGUGGAACAUGAAUAACUUUAUUGCGCAAAUAUAUAAAGAGCAUCGGUCAUGGCGUAAGGUUUACUGGAAACUUUGGGGUCAUUGUCAUUUUUUAUAUUGUUGCAUUUGCGAAUCACAUUUCCCAGUUUACAAGAUGGCGUGGUGUCGUUUUCAUCCUUUGAGUCCAAAUUAUAUGGAAUCAAUUACUGAUGAUUUUUUAGCCGGACCAGUCGGUCGUUAUCCGUGUUGUGGACAAAAAGCAUUUCGUUUUGAGACGUUUCCUGAGACCAAUGGAUGUCAUUUUCGUGAGCAUAGCGUGCUUGCAGAGACUGAUCGAGAGCGCCAGAUUUUGCAAAUAAUCCAAAUUAUAUCUGACAAUUGCAUAGUUUCCGAUCCCCCAAGCGAAAGUUUAAGGAAUCCGGAAAAAAUUCCUCCUUGGGGUGGGGUGCCACUUACUCCUCAACAAUGCCGACAAGGAUUGUUACCUGCUUUGGAUGUAGGAGAACUAUCAUCAAAAUCUAUUCGACAUAUGGACCAUAAUGUUUCAAUCAACUACGAUUCUUGCAGUGACAGCAGUGGCAGCGAAAUAACUUAUAAUAUAGAUGGUCAAAGCAAGAAAAAUAACACAAAAAAUUGUGAAAUCGAUUUUAGCAGUGACGGCUGCGAAUCAGAAAUGGCAGGUUCACAAGCCUUGACUACAAGGAAAUUAAAAAAAAAACUUAGUUUAAAUUCCGGUCGUAAUUGGUUUGGAGAACUAUCUGCUCGUAGUAAUCAAGACCACCAGCGGGAAUAUGAAGAAAAGGCUUUGAAAAACAUUGUAAUUCAAAUAAAUAAAAAUUAUGGAUUGGAUAAGAGCAUUCUUCCAUGUGGGUCGGUUGGGGGCUUUUAUGUGCGUCUAGAAGCCGAAUGGAAGGAUCAGCUAAAACAUAGAACUUCUUCAAACCCUAUUAGUAGUUCAUCAGCGUCUGCUAUUGGAAAACACAAAUAUAAAUAACCGACUUUAUCUUUAAUUUAUAUUAAAUAUAUUUUCAAUAUGUUAAGAAAUUUAUAAGCAAUUAUCAAACACCUGUAUCAAUUUAAUUUUUUAACUAACAACUAGCAAAACUGAUGAUGUAACCUAUUUUUGUUUCAAGUACUAUGAAUUCUAGAGCACAAUUGAAAGAAAAUCCUAGAAUAUUCGUUAUACUUGCAAAAGAAAAUCACCGAAGCGCAAAUUUAUCGCCAGUCCAACAGUGAAUUAUACAUACAUAUAUAUCCUUUUCUAUAACAAUUUGCAAUAUGCUAUUCCUGGGAAGAUUUUUAUUUCCAACCAAAAACCGAAAUAAAAUAAUAAUAUUUUUACAAUAUUGACUUUCUUACUAUUUUUUGGAUAUGUCCAAGUAGGAGUUCACGCUUAAACGAUGUAAGAUUUUGUUAACAAUGACUGGUGAAAUCCCACAGGACAAAGAAAUCCUUGU